AAUAAAGUUGAAAUAAGUGAAUUACUCCCUUUUACGAAAUUGUAUACAAACAAUGCAUUUUAUGGAACUUGAAUCUUCCGACGUAUCUACAGAUUGAUUUAAAGAUAAUGACUUAUUUAUCCAUUUUGGCGAUAAAUGGAAGCAGUUUCCUUGACGACGGCUAACAAUAAUUGAAUAUCAAGUUGCCUGCAGCCUACGUCAUGGCUUUCAAUUUAUGCCAAUUUUGACAAGUAAUUCGUGUGAUCAACUUGAAAGCAAGUUCUUUCCCGUGUAACGGCAGCGUAACAUAAAAUCUCAAUAACACGUCAAACAUUGAUUAUUUUCAGCAAAUAUAUUUUUGAAUUAUGCAUAAGCCUAAUUAAAUGUCUUGAAAAUUCACACAAAAAUAUAUACAUAAUUUGUGCAAAGCGUAUAAUAAAGGGGAGAAAAGAAAGAACAUUAAUCCAAGGAUUUUGAAGUGUAAUCAGACAGUGAAGUGAAGUGAAGCCAAAAAAUGAGCUUUUCCAGCGAUGAGGUGAACUUUUUAGUUUAUAGAUACCUGCAGGAAUCAGGUUUUGUACAUUCGGCUUUUGUUUUUGGCGUAGAGUCUCAUAUUUCACAGAGUAAUAUAAAUGGCGCUUUGGUACCACCGGCUGCGCUGCUCACCAUUCUACAAAAAGGCCUAAUGUAUACAGAGGUAGAAUGGAGCGUUGGAGAGGAUGGUGAAGCUGGACGUCCAGUUGAGGGAUUAAGUUUAAUUGAUGCCGUUAUGCCCGAAGUAAAACCACCCAAACCAGCAGCUGUAAAAUCAGAGCCUGGCAAAGCUAAUGUGGAGAGCAGCAAUGCAGCUGCAUCGUCGACAACAACGGGCGGUGUCGUAAAAUCGGAAGUAAAAGCAGAGAGCAAUGCUACAGGAGCUGCAACAUCUAACGAGCAAAGUGCUGGAGGAGCUUCGUCCACAUCUGCUGAUUCUAAUGAAACUGAUGGCAAUGCCAAUUCCGCUUCAGGUAAUAAUACAACAUCUGGCGCCCCAUCCGUUGGAAGUGCUAAUUCUACAGCUGGCACAACUAGUGACACUUCUUCAACAGGGAAUAAAAAGGCCAACCCCUCCGAAGGAACACCGGUUAGCUCGUUAGCUACAGAUGAUCUUACAACAAACCCGAGUGUCAAUAAUGGCAAUAAUGCUGGCGCUAAUCCAAAUGUAAAUGAACCAACAACAACCACAAAUGCGGCAGUAACUGGCUCAACAACAGGAACAAAUAUCUCAAGCACAGGUACUACUACUGCUGCUACUGGCAGUGCAGCUAAUAAUUGCCCUGCUCCAGGCAAUUCUGAAAUUUUGGCACAAAUGCAAAUCAGUAAUACUACUUCAACAUCAGGCACAGAACCAAUGGAUAUCGAUCAAAGUAUUGAAAUACCUGCAUCGAAGGCAACUGUACUACGUGGACACGAGAGCGAAGUAUUCAUCUGCGCCUGGAAUCCCAGCAGAGAUCUUCUCGCCAGUGGAUCUGGUGAUAGCACAGCACGCAUAUGGGAUAUGUCUGAUGCAACCAGUAGCCCCAAUCAAUUGGUUUUACGUCACUGCAUACAAAAGGGAGGUGCCGAAGUGCCCAGCAACAAAGAUGUUACUUCGUUAGAUUGGAAUUGUGAUGGCACUCUACUAGCUACAGGCAGUUAUGAUGGUUAUGCACGCAUUUGGAAAACUGAUGGUCGCUUGGCAUCAACUCUGGGCCAACAUAAGGGUCCAAUAUUUGCAUUAAAAUGGAAUAAACGUGGUAAUUAUAUACUCUCUGCUGGAGUGGAUAAGACCACUAUAAUAUGGGAUGCUUCGACUGGGCAAUGUAACCAACAAUUUUCGUUCCACAAUGCACCCGCACUCGAUGUCGAUUGGCAAACGAACGUCUCAUUCGCUUCGUGCAGUACUGAUCAACGUAUUCAUGUGUGCCGUCUUGGCUCAGAUAUACCCAUUAAAACAUUCAAGGGUCACACUAAUGAGGUGAACGCUAUAAAGUGGUGCCCACAGGGUCAUUUGCUCGCCUCCUGCUCGGACGAUAUGACAUUGAAAAUUUGGAGUAUGAAACAAGACAAAUGCUGUCAUGAUUUACAAGCUCAUAACAAGGAAAUCUACACAAUUAAAUGGUCGCCCACUGGACCGGGUACACAAAAUCCCAACACGAAUCUAAUACUUGCUUCUGCAUCAUUUGACUCCACUGUACGUUUAUGGGAUGUUGAGCGUGGCACAUGCAUACACACGCUUACAAAACAUACAGAGCCGGUGUAUUCUGUAGCAUUUAGUCCAGACGGUAAAUAUUUGGCGUCGGGAAGUUUCGAUAAAUGUGUACAUAUUUGGAGUACUCAAUCCGGGCAGUUAGUACACAGUUACAAGGGCACAGGCGGUAUAUUUGAAGUUUGUUGGAACUCUAAGGGUACUAAAGUGGGUGCCAGCGCUUCGGAUGGUAGCGUUUUUGUGUUGGAUUUAAGAAAAAUCUAGAAAAUAGUUUAACUAUUCUCAGAUAAAUGAGCAAUUAUUAUAAGAAGAAAGCAUUUGAACAUUUUAUAUUAAAAAAACAAUUAAGCAUGAAAAGCAAAAUAUUAGUUUUAAGCAUUAAACAUAUAUGUAUUUGGUUUUAUAGAGAUUUCAAAGUACAAUAUUUAGUAUAUUUCUAUAAUUUUGUAAGAUACUAUAUACGAAACCCAAAAUAUGUGCAGUUGGAGUUUUCUUCAGAACUACCAGUUGAAACUAUUUUAAUUUUGGUUUACGCUGUAACGGCUUCGCUCAAUAAAAAUUUGCAAUUAUCA
Zeugodacus cucurbitae (melon fly) is the source of this 2778-nucleotide messenger RNA. It is a transcript of the gene ebi, whose product is annotated as F-box-like/WD repeat-containing protein ebi. Lineage: Eukaryota; Metazoa; Arthropoda; Insecta; Diptera; Tephritidae. Gene Ontology annotation, biological process: regulation of transcription by RNA polymerase II. The transcript is spliced from 3 exons. Gene Ontology annotation, cellular component: histone deacetylase complex. The coding region runs from base 494 to 2470 and encodes 658 amino acids. The record is from RefSeq and is a predicted model, not a curated record. Gene Ontology annotation, molecular function: protein binding; transcription corepressor activity.